Molecule: messenger RNA, 2718 nt
Organism: Nerophis lumbriciformis (worm pipefish)
Lineage: Eukaryota; Metazoa; Chordata; Actinopteri; Syngnathiformes; Syngnathidae
Source: RefSeq, a predicted model, not a curated record
AUGGCGACCCUAGAUCAGAAAUCGCCCAACGUGCUUCUCCAGAGCCUCUGCUGCAGAAUUACGGGCAAAAGUGAAGCUGAAGUUGCCCAACAGUUCCAGUAUGCUGUGCGAGUCAUUGGCAGUAACUACGCUCCCUCUAUUGAACGGGAUGAAUUCCUGGUGACGGAGAAGAUCAAGAAAGAAUUGUUGAAGCAGCGGCGAGAGGCAGACGCUGCUCUUUUCUCGGAGCUACAUAGAAAACUACAGUCACAGGGUGUUCUGAAGCAUCGCUGGUCUGUUCUCUACUUGCUGCUCAGCCUCUCUGAAGACCCUCGCAAGCCUUCCAGUAGGGUUGGAAACUACGGGGCUCUGUUUGCUCAGGCACUACCUAGAGAUGCCCACUCUACACCGUUCUACUGCGCCCGACCCCAGAGUUUGGCCCUUGGUUAUGGGGAAAGGAGCAGCAGCCUGUCAGCCAGCAUGGGCACGAGCGGAAUCUCAAGUCUGGGAGUCUACACACUCAAUGGACCCACGCCAACACCGCAGUCACUUUUGGCGGGUCAACCUCCUCAGUCUGCGGCUGGAGUUCCUCCCUCUCUGGUCUCUCGACUGGCCUGGGCUCUUCCAGCAAGCUCCUCCCCCUCCUCUGCUCUUGGCCCCGCCACCAUUCGGCCAUCUCUCGGACCCUCGCAUCCCACCGCCAGAGCAGGCCGCCUAAGGCAGGAUGGCGACACAGCUGGCGAGGUGAGCGAGACUGCACUAGUGAGAGAUAUCCUCUACGUGUUCCAGGGGAUCGAUGGCAAGUUCAUCAAGAUGAGCAACCAAGACAAUUGUUACAGAAUAGACGGCAAGGUGCUAGUAAGCAAAUCCCUUAGGGACACAUGCAGCAGACUGGCUGAGCUUGGCUGGCUCCACAAUAAAGUCCGCAAGUAUACAGACGCCAGGAGCCUCGACCGGGCCUUUGGACUAGUUGGACAGAGCUUCUGUGCAUCCCUCCACCAGGAGCUGAAGGAGUAUUAUAGACUCCUUUCCGUCCUACAUUCUCAGUUGCAGGUAGAAGAUGACCAGGGUGUAAAUGUUUGUACAGAGAACAGUCUGACCCUCAGAAGGCUUCUGGUCUGGAUGUACGACCCCAAAGUCCGGCUCAAAACGCUUGCUGCCCUCGUUGACUUCUGUCAAGGCCGGAAAGGUGGAGAGCUAGCAACAGCUGUUCACGCGUACGGAAAGACAGGAGAUCCACAAAUGAGGGCGCUAGUGCAACACAUCCUUAGCUUGGUGUCACACCCUAUUCUUAACUUCUUGUAUCGUUGGAUCUAUGAUGGAGAACUUGAAGACACUUAUCAUGAGUUCUUUGUGGCAUCAGAUCCAAACGUUAAAACAGAUCGCCUAUGGCACGUCAAGUACUCUCUCAGGAAGUCGAUGAUCCCUUCGUUUAUCACCAUGGACCAGGCUCGCAAGAUUCUGCUUAUUGGGAAAUCUAUCAACUUCCUUCACCAGGUUUGCCAUGACCGAACACCACCUGGAAAAAUCACACCAGCGCCCAAAUUUACGGACACACCCAAAGAUGCAGCAGAACUGCUGUCAGACCUGGAGGGGGCAUUUCAGGAGAAGAUUGACGCCGCCUACUUUGACACCAGCAAGUACUUGCUGGACGUUCUCAACCGGAACUACCUGCUGCUUGAGCACCUUCAGGCCAUGAGGAGAUACCUGUUGUUGGGCCAGGGAGAUUUCAUCAGACACCUAAUGGACCUCCUUAAACCAGAGCUAGCGAGACCCGCCACCACUUUGUACCAACACAACCUGACGGGUAUCUUAGAAACUGCUGUCAGAGCAACCAACGCCCAGUACGACAACGUGGAGAUCCUCAAGCGGUUGGAUGUGCGACUGCUGGAGGUGUCUCCGGGCGACACCGGCUGGGAUGUAUUCAGUCUCGACUACCACGUCGAUGGACCGAUCGCUACAGUAUUUACACGGGAAUGUAUGGGCCACUACUUGCGCGUUUUUAACUUCCUGUGGAGGGCUAAGCGGAUGGAGUACACGCUAACAGACAUCUGGAAAGGACAAAUGUGUAAUGCCAAGCUUCUCAAAACUAUGCCUGAGCUGUCCGGCGUGCUGCAUCAGUGCCACAUCCUGGCGUCUGAGAUGGUCCACUUCAUCCAUCAAAUGCAGUACUACAUCACCUUCGAGGUGUUAGAGUGUUCCUGGGAUGAGCUAUGGAAUAAAGUAAACCAAGCACAGGAUUUAGAUCAUAUCAUUGCUGCCCAUGAAGUGUUCCUAGAUACCAUCAUUUCAAGAUGCUUGCUGGACAAUAAUAGUGGGUCUCUCUUGAACCAACUAAGGGCCAUCUUUGACCAAAUCAUCGAGUUCCAGAAUGCUCAGGAUUCCCUCUACCGCGCUGCACUGGAGGAACUGUCCCUACAGUUGCAGUUUGAGAAAAAGAAGCAGCAGAAUGAAGAGGAGGGUCAGUGGGGUGUGACAGCUGAGCAGGAAGCAGAGGAGAAGAGGAGAAUUAGGGAAUUUCAAGAAACCAUACCAAAGAUGUGCUCACAGCUCCGCAUCCUCACGCAUUUUUACCAGAGUAUUGUUCAACAGUUCCUAGUAUUGCUGACCACCAGCACAGAUGAAAGUCUUCGUUUCCUCAGCUUUAGACUAGACUUCAAUGAACACUACAGGGCCAGAGAACCGAGGCUGCGAGCAUCGAUAGGAGCCACACGGGGGCGACGGAUGUCCAAUAUCUGA